AUGCCAUUAGAGAAAUCGCCAUACCAGGACCCACGUACUUUUAAGAUGACACCUGCAAUGAUCAGGGCCCGUCAACCUUUCUUUGUAAGGAAUAUGAUUGGUCUUGCUGCUUUGUUAGGUGUUUCCGGUGGUGUAUACUUAUACACAUACAAGUUUUUACAUAAGGAUAAUGAUUUCUCAGAUGUUCCAAUUCCACCUAUUGAUGAGAAGGAACUGGCUCAAUUAAAGAAAGAAUAUGAGGAACAUAAGAGACAAAGGGAUUCCAAAUAA
Molecule: messenger RNA, 270 nt
Organism: Maudiozyma saulgeensis
Lineage: Eukaryota; Fungi; Ascomycota; Saccharomycetes; Saccharomycetales; Saccharomycetaceae
Source: the annotation of a GenBank genome assembly